UGAAUGGGCUUUCUCCUUUGACCCUUUGGGUUCAGUUAAGGCCCAAUUAUAAGCCCGCAAGCAAACCAAGAAAGAAGCUCCUAAGUAUUUUCACCGGGCGACGAAGCGAAAAUUGAAGAGGUGGUGAUUCGAAGGAAGGAAGUGAAGCUGAAGCCGGAAGAUGCUGAGAAUCUGCAGCAAGCUCCGCUCUUUAGCGGCGCAAUCCUCUAAUCGAUCUCCAAUCUUCCUACCCUCUUCUUCCCGUCGCCUUAUUCUCCACUCUUCUCCAUUGAUUUCAUGUAAAGGCCAGCCACUCCAUUCCGCCGCUGCUUCUACUGCUUGGAGUCUUUGUGGGCAGCUCCUCAAUGCGUCUAAAUCGUCCCCUGUGUUGCCGUCUCAAUCUGUCUCAUCGCCUUUCUCUUUGGUGGGUGUCCGAGGUGUUUCAUCGAGGGAGCGGAAGAAGAGGAGGAAGCCCAUGACACCAGUCACCUCCAAAGUUAAGAAGAUAAAAAUGAAGGGCUACUCUUCCUUCAAGGGAAGAUUUCGUACCCUGAAUGAUGGGACUAUCCGGCGAUGGCACGAGGGUAAGAGGCACAAUGCACACUUGAAGUCGAGCAAAGCAAAGCGCAGGCUUAGAAAGCCCGCUAUAGUGCCAGCAGCUUAUGCAAAGGUCAUGAAGAAGCUUAAUUUCUGUGCAUGAAGUGAAGCAUGCAUCUUCUCUAUUCAACCAAUUUGGAUUCAGCCAUGGGCUGGGAGCGCUUGGAGUUUCGCUACGAAUGUAACACUGGUGGCGAUCUCAUAGUUCCCUCUCGAACUUUGUACUUCUGUUGGUUGACGAAGAUUCGACAAUUUCCCAGUUUACACUUUGCUAGGUCAACGGUGCUCGUUGCAAUCUGGAAUACAUAUUUGUUCAGAUUCCUCCCCGUCAGCGUUGAGAAAUAGUGACAAGUAGUAUAUCUUAAAUCUUUCAUUUGCCUAGCUUGGUGGAGCUGUUACUGUCUUUAUUUUUCUGUUUUGCCUGUAAUUUUGUCACCAAGGUAGACUCAGUUAUCUCAUUUCCUAGAAAAAGAGGGUGUUCAGAGUCGAAAAAUUCAGAACCCGAAACA
Messenger RNA from Linum tenue, 1085 nucleotides. The record is from the annotation of a GenBank genome assembly. NCBI's taxonomy places the organism in Eukaryota, Viridiplantae, Streptophyta, Magnoliopsida, Malpighiales, Linaceae.